AUGCUUUAUACUCUCUCCGUCCCACUCUCUUUGUCUACUUACCUUUUGGCACACUAUCCAAUGCACUUCUUUAAUCCAUUUUAUCUUGUAAUUUGUAUAUUAAAAAAUUAUAGAAAUUAUAUAUUAAUAAUCUAUAUGUUAAGACAAAUCAAACAAGAUCACACAUGACUAUAUUUAGGCUUACACAUUGAGAGAAUUUGAUGAGUCAAAAUGGUUAAUGAAGGAGCUAAGAAUGAAAACGAGGUCGCCAUCGAUGGAGAUCAUAUUAACGGAGAAGAGGCCAAACAUAAAAUUGGGAAUAUGCCGCCGCCGCAGCAGCCCCCCAUUUCUCCGGCGGCGGCGGCGGCAGAGGAGCACGAUUACAAACAUCGGCCCCGCACAUCAUCUUCAUAUUCCCAGCCCAUCAACAUCCCAGGAGGAGGAGGAGGAACAUCAAAACCAAAAGACAAAAGGUUUGACACUUUCAAAACAUGGUCCGGCCGACUGGAGAGGAAAAUCAACAGCUUUGGCGGCCAAGAUCAACGCCAAGAAGACGAAGAAGAAACACGUCCUCCUCAUCAUCAAGACGACAUCGUUGGGGCUCAAAUUAGUCCUGACGAAAUACACGUCGACCGCUACUUCGAUGCCCUCGAAGGCCCAGAACUCGACACCUUAAGGGACUGUGAGAAGAGUGUUCUCCCGCAAGAUGAAAAAUGGCCGUUUCUACUACGUUUCCCCAUUUCCUCCUUCGGCAUAUGUCUCGGAGUGAGCAGCCAGGCGAACAUGUGGAAGGCCCUUUCCACGGCGCCGUCCACCCAGUUCCUCCACGUCAGCCGGGACGUGAACCUCGUCCUGUGGCUCGUAUCCGCCGCCCUGGUGGCCACCGUCGCCGUCUUGUACGCCCUCAAGGCGGCGUUCUACUUCGAAGCGGUCCGCCGCGAGUACUACCACCCGGUCCGGGUCAACUUCUUCUUCGCCCCGUGGAUAGCUCUGCUCUUCUUGGUCCUGGGGGUCCCACCGCACUUCACCGAGGCGCCCCUCCACGAGUCGGUGUGGUACGCCCUCAUGGCCCCCAUCUUCUGCCUGGAGCUCAAGAUCUACGGGCAGUGGAUGUCCGGCGGGCAGCGGCGGCUCUCCAAGGUGGCCAACCCCUCGAACCACCUCUCCAUCGUCGGGAACUUCGUCGGGGCGCUGGUCGGCGCGACGAUGGGCCUGAGGGAGGGCCCACUUUUCUUCUUCGCCGUCGGGUUGGCCCACUACACCGUCCUCUUCGUGACGCUGUACCAGAGGCUUCCGACGAACGUGACCCUCCCGAAGGAGCUUCACCCGGUGUUCUUCUUGUUCGUGGCGGCGCCCAGCAUCGCUUCCAUGGCGUGGGCUAAGAUUGAAGGCUCCUUUGGUUUUGGAUCAAAGAUUGCUUACUUUGUUGCCUUGUUCCUCUACAUGUCACUGGCAGUUCGUAUAAACUUUUUCCGGGGGUUUAAAUUCUCGGUGGCGUGGUGGGCGUACACAUUCCCGAUGACGGGAGCGGCGGUGGCCACGAUCAGAUACUCCUCGGCGGUGACGACCAACGCAUCGCGGUGGCUCGCGGUUGCGCUGUGUGGCAUUUCCACGUUCACCGUGACGGCAUUGCUCGUGACAACCGUCAUUCACGCCUUCGUCCUGCGGGAUCUUUUUCCGAACGACAGCGCCAUCGCGAUCAGCGAUCAGAGAAAGCACCGCCACCGUAGGAGGGGCAGCGGCAGCUCGGCGGAUCACAAAGACGCCGCCAUUGAUCAAUACCUCAAGUUUGCGGACAAUUCUGCUGGCGGCGUCAAAGAUAUUGAGGCUGCUAUCCCUCAGUGAAUCUGUCUCUAGUUGUGCAUUAAGGGAGGAAUGAACUUUGUGUGUUCCU
Cuscuta campestris is the source of this 1873-nucleotide messenger RNA. The record is from the annotation of a GenBank genome assembly. Lineage: Eukaryota; Viridiplantae; Streptophyta; Magnoliopsida; Solanales; Convolvulaceae.